This is a messenger RNA of Melopsittacus undulatus (budgerigar), 6369 nucleotides long. It is a transcript of the gene EPHA10, whose product is annotated as EPH receptor A10. Bases 127 to 2871 code for a protein of 914 amino acids. Gene Ontology annotation, molecular function: protein binding; ATP binding; transmembrane-ephrin receptor activity. Gene Ontology annotation, cellular component: plasma membrane; dendrite. The transcript is spliced from 16 exons. Gene Ontology annotation, biological process: axon guidance; protein phosphorylation; ephrin receptor signaling pathway. The record is from RefSeq and is a predicted model, not a curated record. Lineage: Eukaryota; Metazoa; Chordata; Aves; Psittaciformes; Psittaculidae.
CUACUGGAUUCAAAGGAAUCGCAGGCGGAGCUGGGCUGGACCUCGCACCCAUCCAACGGGUGGGAAGAAAUCAGCGGGGUGGAUGAGCAUUACAAGCCAAUACGCACAUACCAGGUCUGCAAUGUCAUGGAGCCAAACCAGAACAACUGGCUGCAGACGGGCUGGAUUGCCCGGCGCGAUGGCCAGAGGAUCUUCAUCGAGCUGAAGUUCACCUUGCGGGACUGCAACAGCAUCCCUGGUGUGACAGGCACCUGCAAGGAGACUUUCAAUCUGUACUAUGUUGAGUCCGACUCCGACCUGGGCCGGAGCAUCCAUGAGAGCAAGCACACCAAGAUCGACACCAUCGCCGCUGAUGAGAGCUUCACACAGGGGGACCUGGGUGAGCGGAAGAUGAAGCUGAACACGGAGCUGAGGGAGAUUGGGCACCUGAGCAAGAGAGGCUUCCACCUUGGCUUCCAGGACGUGGGUGCCUGUGUGGCGCUGGUCUCCGUGCGGGUCUAUUACAAGAAGUGCCUGGCGACGGUGCAGAACCUGGCCAUGUUCCCAGACACGGUGGCAGAGACGGCGUUUGCCACUCUGGUGGAAGUGAAGGGCACUUGUGUUGCUCAUGCCCAAGUGGAUGUGGAUAAUCCGCCCCGGAUGCACUGCAGCGCUGAGGGCGAGUGGCUGGUCCCCAUCGGGAAGUGCACGUGUGGUCCUGGCUUUGAGGAGAAGGACGGGGGAUGCAGAGCUUGCCUCCCUGGAUUCUACAAGCUUUCCCCCCGUCUCCCUGUCUGCUCUCCCUGCCCUGAGCACAGCUUUACCCAUGAGGAAGCCUCCACGUUCUGUUCGUGUCAGAAGAACUACUCCAGGUCUCCAUCAGACCCACCAUCUGCCUCCUGCACACGCCCACCCUCCGCCCCUCGGAACCUGGUGUACAGCCUGCGGCAGUCAUCCCUGGUGCUGGAAUGGAGCGCUCCCGCGGAUGCGGGCGGCCGGAGCGACCUCACCUACAGCCUGUGGUGCGUGCGGUGCCCUGCGGCUGUGCGGGGCCGCUGUGAACAGUGCGGCAGCAGCGUGGGCUUCGUGCCGCAGCAGACGGGGCUGGUGGAGCGCACCGUGACCCUCGUCAACCUCCUGCCCCACGUCAACUACACCAUCCGUGUGGCUGCACUCAACGGGGUCUCGGGGCUCAGCCCCCAGUAUGCUGAGGUCAACGUCUCCACUGGCAUUACAGCAUCAAAUCCUAUCACUGACAUCCGCACAGAUAGAGUGGAGCAGAAGAGCAUCUCCUUGUCAUGGCAGGAGCCGGGCUUCCCGACCACAAACGGCACCGAGUACGAGGUCAAGUACUAUGAGAAGGAUCAGAGAGAUCAGAGCUACUCAACUGUGAAAACCACAUCGACGGCCGUGACGGUCAAUAACCUGAAGCCUGGUACCCUCUAUAUUUUCCAAAUCCGGACAUCCUCCUCUCCAGACUAUGGGAACUACAACCCCAGCAUCGAGGUGGAGACGCUGGCAGAGUUGUCGGUGGCCUCCAGUGAGCAGAACCCUGUCCUCAUCAUUGUGGUGGUGGCCAUCGCGGGGAUGACGGUGCUGGUGUCCAUGGUGAUCGGCACCAUGGUCUGGAGGAGACAGUGUGGAUACAGCAAAGCCAGCCAGGAUGGGGAUGAGGAGCUGUACUUCCAUUUUAAGAUACCAACCAGGAGGACGUACAUCGACCCUGACACUUGUGAAGACCCCAUGCAGGCCGUGCACCUCUUUGCCAAAGAGCUGGAUAACGCUAGUAUUAAAAUUGAGAGGAUCAUUGGGACAGGGGAGUUUGGAGAGGUCUGCAGAGGGUGCCUGAAGCUGCCCAGCAAGCGGGAGCUGCCGGUGGCCAUCCAGACCCUGCGGGCAGGAUGCUCGGAGAAGCAGCAGCGUUCCUUCCUGGCAGAGGCAUGCACCAUGGGCCAGUUCGAUCACUCCAACGUCAUCCGGCUGGAGGGGGUCAUCACCCGAGGGAGCACUAUGAUGAUAGUGAUGGAGUACAUGGCGAAUGGUGUGCUGGACUCUUUUCUCAGGAAACAUGAGGGGCAGUUCACGGCCACCCAGCUGGUUUGCAUGCUGCAGGGGAUUGCCUCUGGCAUGAAGUACCUGGCAGAGAUGGGUUACAUCCAUAAAAACCUGGCUGCCCACAAAGUCCUCGUGAACAGCAGCCUGGCUUGCAAAAUAACUGGUUUCAGACGGCCACAGGAGGAUAAGAUGGAGACCAUCUUCUCCACGAUGCGUGGGAAGAGCCUGGUGCUGUGGUCAGCCCCUGAAGCCAUCCAGUAUCACCACUUCAGUCCGGCCAGUGACGUGUGGAGCUUCGGCAUCGUCAUGUGGGAGGUCAUGUCCUAUGGCGAGAGACCCUACUGGGACAUGUCCAACCAGGACGUGAUGAAGGCUGUGGAGGACGGGUUCCGCCUGCCCGCCCCAGUGAACUGCCAGCCCCCCCUGCACCAGCUCAUGCUCGACUGCUGGCAGAAGGACCGCAGCCAGAGACCCAAGUUCUCGCACAUCCACAACAUCCUCAGCAAGCUGGUGCAGAGCCCGGAGCCCCCAAAGUGCCCCAGCUCCACGUGCUCCAGGUCCCACAGCACCUCCAUCCCCCUCACCGAGAGAACCUUCUCAGCCUUCCCAUCUUUCAGCUCCGUAGGCGAGUGGCUGGAAGCCAUAGAAAUGGGCAGGUACAAAGACAACUUCACUGCUGCGGGCUACUGCUACCUGGAGUCAGUGGCCAGGAUGACAGCCCAGGACAUCCUCAGCCUGGGCAUCACACUGGCGGAGCACCAGAGCACCAUCCUGAGCGGGAUCCAGACCCUGCGGGCGCAGGUGAUCCAGAUGCAUGGCCGAGGCGUGCAGGUGUGAAGCUGAGCCCUCAGCGGUGCAGAGCACUGACCCGGGGGCAGGCAGCCGCCCGGCCCCACACCGGACCAGAGGUGGGAUGUAGGGAUCACUGAGCUGCUGCCAAACCAGCGGGGCAGGAGCACAGGGCAUCAGGAAGCCAAGGAUUCCCGGGAUGUGUGCCUCGGUGGAUGCGGCUCUCCCUAGCACUGUUGUGUGUGAUGAGUCAAACUGAUGAUGCCAUUUCACAUGGUGAUUGGGUUAACAGGGUGGAUGGACGUUUGUGCGCUGUCUUAAUCCAGAGCUGACAGCGCUUUCGUACCUAGCAUCCUACUGGUGAGAUCCAUGGGUAUUUUUAUACGAGCUGACACGUUCAGGCAACCCCACAAGGAGCUUUUUAUUGCUUUUAUUUUUAGAGACCGGAGCACAGCUCCCACCCAGCGCCCAACUUCUGGAAGGUGACUUUCCCCAUCUGCUAUGCUGAAGGCAACCCUUUCCCAGCCGCCUCCCUUCUGCUCUGAGUUACUUCCCUGUGUCUCGAUGCCACGGUUGGUGAACAGAACCAAAACCCUCUCCACUAAUGUGCAGAGCAAAUGGUGCUGAAUGUUUCUGAGGCUCUCUUGGCAAGACAGUUUCAAGGGGAGAAAGGAAAAGCUUUGAUGAAGGGAGCCAUAACCAAGAGAGGUGAAGCAGUGGAGCCCUUGGGCUGCCCAGGGUGCUCUCAGCCUUUUGUGCAGGUCCCAGUCCCCCUGGAGCCCAGCAGUGGGGUGGGAGCUCACAGACCAGAGCAGCAGCAGGCAGUGCGCCUGCUGUGUUAUGAAUAGCACUAAUUCAACCCACAGCAGCAGUGGGAGCAUCCCAGUUCAGCCAGAAAUGGGCUGGAAAGCCAGGAACUGGUUUUAGGUCAGAGAGACAUCAGGCAAAGCUGUGCUUUAGGGGGGGAUGCUUCCCAUGUCCUCACUGCAGUGUACCCCUGGCCACUGGAAGGGAUACCUUAGCUGUGGUGAGUGCUCUUCUCUUCCUCCUCUGGUUGUCCCAUACUGGGAGCAGGGAAUGCCUGGCUCUGCUGUGCGUGUUUUCCAGCCUCCCAUUAAUGGCUGGGCAGAGGUCCAUGGCCAAGGGCUGCAGUGCCAGCACUCCCCACAGCACCCACAGUGGGUUGCACCCCAUUCUCUGCUGGAGGGACCACACACCCCAGGUGGGCAGAACUGAUCCCUGCAUCCAUGGGAUCCAUGGAAUCCUGCUGUGCAAACCAGGCCAACCAGGGCACAUCAGCACUUUAUUUGUUGCAGUGGGAGCGCAGUCCUGCCUGCCUUGCACGCUGGCAGUUCCCACUGCUGCAGGCCUGAUCCCUGACAGAAGACAUAAAUAGCAUCUACUUAAUAAUACAAGUUUCCUUGAAGUUAGUUAAUUAAAUGGGUCUUUGCAGCCUUGUACGGAGUUUUGUAAGCCUUUUAUUGCCAUCUGUAAGUAUUGCAAGUGAAUUAUUGAUGAUGAAAGGCAAAGAUUUACAAAGGGAAUGGAUGCUGUGGGAGAUGCUCACAGCACGGCUGGAAACCUGUUGGAGUCGCAUCCUCCAAUUAGCCUGCUCUGUGAGGAUGAGAAGCUAAAUGAUGGUUGAGAGAAAGGCUUUAAUGUUGGCACAGGCACCUUGGUUCCCUCCUGGUCAAGCAGAGGAGCAUGGCCAUAGGCACUGGUGGCAGCGGUGAACAAGCUCUCUCCUUCCUUCCCCCUCUGCACUUUAAGCAACGCUCCCCAGUGUCACUUGGUUGGUUUUACAGCAGAAAUAACUUGUCUUUAGGUUUGGCCCUUGCCCGGUCUGGUUGGUCGCUCUCCAUCCCACUGUUCCACACCCAGAAGAGUAAUAAUGGUGAACCGAAACCUUCAUUUGGUAGAGAUGCCAGAUCCCAAGGAUCAAGUGCAAUUUGUAUGCUCUUUAUGUUUACAUUUUAUCGAUAGAGGAAGUCUAUUCUAGUUCUCUAGGCAGGGAGUUGAACCAACUUGAUUCUGGAUCCUCACCCCCAUUUCCCUGCUCUGGUCCUAUCCACUGGGAUUUCUAUCCUGUGCCGGGAUGCAGGGAGCUGUGCUGGGAGGUCAUUGCCGGAUAGGCUUGCACCACGAAAGCUCCAUGCAGCUGCUUUCAGGAAGGUGCAGGGAAGCCCAGGGCUUUGUGAUAAGGUGACGGAGUGCUCAGGGCCUGGGAAAUGGACUUAUCCAGACUCAUGGCUCUGAGUCCCUCUGGCAGCUGCUGUGGCCAUGCGGGCAGGGGUCCCUGCUCUCCCAGGGCUCUGCAAGGGGCUGGCAGCUCCACAGCUUCCCAGGCCAUUUGCUUGUGUAGAAUCAUGGAAUAGUCUGGGUUGGAAAGCACCUCCAGAUCAUCCAGUCCCAACCCCCCCCGUGCGGUUGUACAAUGCUAGAAUAGUGCAAGUAAAACUGAGACCAGCUUUCAAUCAUUUCUUUAGCGUUUCCCCCACUGAAUUAAGCUCCCUCCAUUCCCCAGCACAAUCAGACCUGAAGGUGUAAUUUCUUUGUCUGUGUCUCUCUGGCUGCUCCCAAAAGGCUUCCAGUGUUUAAUUACUUCUCUGACUUAUUCUGCUGGGAGCCUUGGACGUGGUGUUUCAGGAAGCUGGGUCUGUGAAUGGGACCGUGCUCUAAAUCAGCAGAAACAAGAGGUGUUUGCUUUGCUGGCCUCUCCUUCCAGAAAGAAAAGGAAAAGCACACGAUGGAAGUCUGCUUUCUAGCCUGGCUUGCAGCAAUAAACACUUUUAAUUGAGCUCCGCAUCAACACUGGAGAUAAUAAAAUGAGCAGAUUAAGCUGUAGAUUGUUGUUAUGAUUUUAGAAUUAACUUGCAGCCUCCCAGCACCUCUCUUUGGGGAAGCAUUCAAUGCCUUAUAAUUAAAUUAAUUAGCAGCACUCUUUUGAAGCUGCUUGACCGAGGGAAAUGGCUCACAAUGAGUUUGGUCUCUUUGGCCACCCAGCCUCUGAGAUGGUACAAGGCUCCUUCCUACUUCCCUUGGUGUGGGGAAGCCCUCAUCACAUCGGUGCUAGUAAGGGGUCAGGGCAGGCUGACCACACUCUCCCGGUGCAGCAGCGUUAUUGUUAAUGGGCUUGUUCAGAGAAGCGAGCAAUGAGUGUUCUGUAGUCUGUGGGCUUUGCUGGAGCUGAUAAAUGCAGUUACAUGAGGAUAUGAUUUUAGAUGCUCAGGCAGAGCGGAGGCCAGGUGUGAAUCAGAGGAGCAGAGCAAAUGUGCAUCUAAGCUCAUGUGUGGCCAGGACCAUUGGCUGUUCUUGCACAGUGGGUCUGCACUGGAAGGCAAUCCUGAUCCCAACAAUGUCCCGUUGGCUGUUGGUGCCUUGGCUUGCGAAGCAGGAUGCAGUUCCCAUCAUUGGAAGAGCAGGGCAGCAGCAUUGCUGUCAGCAGCCAGAAGGCUGGGUGCUUUUGGAGGGGCAGUGGCAAGGCCAAGGGGAAUGAAUGGCUUUAACCUGCCCGAGGGGAGACUGAGCUGAGCUCUUAGGCAGAAG